Messenger RNA from Plasmopara halstedii, 588 nucleotides. RefSeq lists its product as uncharacterized. NCBI's taxonomy places the organism in Eukaryota, Oomycota, Peronosporomycetes, Peronosporales, Peronosporaceae. The transcript has 2 exons. Bases 1 to 588 code for a protein of 195 amino acids. The record is from RefSeq and is a predicted model, not a curated record.
AUGUUGGUAGUUGAAUACGGAGGUGAGCUUGAGGCGUCGGCUCAGUGCAAUGAGAAAGACGAGCGUUUGACUCAGCUAGAGACUGAGUUGACCAUAUUGUCGAAGCAGUUACAAGCCACUGCGACAAAGCCAAAUGACUUUGAUGCAGGUGACGAGAUAAACUCAAUACGCACCGAAAAUUCAGUUCUUAAAGAGCGCCUGACAGCUUAUGAAAUGCAGCUUGAGGAGCUUCAAUCAAAGCAGUACGCCGAGAUGGCCGACAUUAAGGAAGAGAAGCGCGUAUUGAUGAUUGAGUUGUCUGCUCUGAAGAGUAGUAAGAUGGGGGUAUUAGCUCAGUGCGAAGAGAAGAAUAAGCGUGUGGCUCAGCUUGAGAGUGAAUUGUCGUUGUCUUCGAAGCAGCUACAAACCACCAUUGCAGAGCUAGAGAUAUUGACUCUGAAAACAGUCAAUAUGCAAGAAGCAUCUCAAACCGAGAAGUCUGUAUUUCAAGAGCGUUUGUCGGCUCAAAUGUUGCAGUUGGAAGAGCUCUACGCAAAGCAGUACGAUGCUGCAACUAUCACCGAAAAAGAAAAUGUGAUGAGAAUAUAG